Molecule: messenger RNA, 5234 nt
Organism: Centruroides sculpturatus (bark scorpion)
Lineage: Eukaryota; Metazoa; Arthropoda; Arachnida; Scorpiones; Buthidae
Product: breast cancer anti-estrogen resistance protein 1-like
Exons: 4
Coding region: 2046-4640 (864 amino acids)
Biological process (GO): cell surface receptor protein tyrosine kinase signaling pathway; cell migration
Cellular component (GO): cytoplasm; plasma membrane
Molecular function (GO): protein binding
Source: RefSeq, a predicted model, not a curated record
UUAUGAUUCUCACUGGUUUCAACUCAACAUUCACUAAUCAGAUUACUAUAUAUUUAUCUAAGUAUAUACUUUAUCAUCUGUCACUACACUGGUUUACAAAUAGUAGAUAAUUCAAUAAGCUUCUUUGUCCUUUAAGAAUGUGUAACAUUACAUGAUUAUCUAACUGAUUGUUUUGAUAUAUUCACAAGAGUUAGAAAAAAGAGAAAAGCAAAAGGCGAUUUUAAUAGAAAGGAAAAUAAUUCUGUUUUUAUUAGCAGGAUUUUUUGAAAGCGCUAGGAAAACUCUCUCAUUCACUACUGGGUGCAUCAAAGAAUAAUUACACUAUUGUCUAGCAGAUGUAACGUGCCAAUGAUUGCUAGCAGACAAAAAUUGAACCAGCACUUCCUUAUUUGGCACAUUCGUACUUGAAUCAGCUAAGAAGAAUGUUCGACCUUCUGAAUAAAAGGGAAGUGACCCAGGAAUUUUUUCUGCUUUCUUAAUAAAUAUUUUUGGUUCUUAAGAAGUCGAUCUUCCCUUUGCUAUUCCUUUAAGUCUUCUGUCGUGUAAAUAGCAUCUUCAAUUAAAAGUAGCAUACAUUAACUGUUAAAUUACGGAUUUAUGCGCCAGCGUGUCUGGAGGCAGUUCAUUUGUCUUUUUCCCCCCUUUACUCUUCGGACAUCCAUAUUUAUUUCUUACAUACCUUUAAGGGUUUCCCCCCUAUCCGGAGCUGUUUUUCCGCAUUAAAUAAAUGACUUCACACAAAAUGUAUAUAAAUAACUAGACCUGUAUAAUAUGAAUUACAGUUUUUAGUAAGUCGCUGUAUAAAUUUUUAUGAAAGCGGAAUUAAAAAAAAAACUCGUCGUUUUAUGUGCAUUUGUUUUGUACCACGCGAGGAAAAUUUUGCGGAGUAGUUCGGGGUUUUGUUAGAAGUAGGAAGUUGCUAAUUCGUAUUAUAAUGCGCAUCACAUGACCUGCCAACAGUAAUAAAAACUAGCUAUUGUUGUUGCUAUAGUAACGAUGUCGGGUCAAUUUAGGUACGGUCAAAACACAUUUAAUUUUCGAUCGUUUUUAAUAAACUCUAGUACUCGAGCAGAGAAUUUAUUAAGCGUUCAUACGCUAUUUUCUUCAGUUAAGAAUAUGAUCUCUCUAUUUUUUUUGUUGUUUUGUUUUUGAGUUAAUUAUUGUUUUUCUGGCCACAAAGAAGUAUUGUUCUCACUCUAGUAAGACUUUUAGAGUCGUUUUACAUAAACAAUACUCUGUUGUAUACAAUUUUUUUGUGCGUUUUUAAAGAAAAAGGAAAAAAAAAUUAACACGGAUCCAGUUUCAGUUUAUGCUUAUAACCCGAUAAUUUUUAAAUUAAUGCGCAUAAAAAAUCCGGUUAAUGAAGAAAUUUGCAUGUUGAAGGCACGCUUGUCUUAAAAGGCCCUAGAUUUUUUGCUGGGCGGAACGGUUUGGAUUAUAAUUUUGCCUCUGGCUAUAGUUUUACCGGUUGCUGCUAAUUUACCGAAAACUUUAAUUUACGAUUUUGAUACAUCAAAACAGUUCGAUUUAUAGAAUUUUGUUUUUUUUCUACGGCCAUAUAUCAUCGUCCACUUCAAAGUUAAGAGGAUGCUUUGUGAAAUGAAGUAUUUAAAAGAUUACAUACGUUUAUGAAAGAUUAACUCGAUCACAUCGUAAUCGCCCGGUAUAUAAACGCAAUUUUCAGUUAUCUAAUUAGCAUUUUUAAGGUUUUACUUGCGCUAGUUACGAAAAAAUCAUUUUCCUUUCUUGAUAAAUGAGUGGGACGAAUUUAUGCAGAUCCCGCCCGUUGCACAAAUUCCUACCUGGUCGUCCUGAUCAUUGCACCUCCAAGGACAUCACCGUUCAGGUAUCAUGUAAAGUAUAGGGGGCGGUGAAGGACGUCAUGACGUCACUUCGCGCCGUACCAAUCCGCUAACGUGGUAGCACGGCUCUUAGAUGUUUACGGACGGUUCCAUCAGAAAGACAUCAGACAUGGGAAAGAAUAGUGGUUAAUAGUUUGGCUCCUAUUUAAAAAUUUUUUUUUAUAUUCUAAUUGUGGAAUAAACAUGAAAGUGUUCGAAGGAAACCACACCUUCACCCUCCCCAAUCCUAAGAAGAACAGGGUGAGUUGCAUUCAGACUGUACAGAACUGUCUGGCUAAAGCGCUGUACGACAAUGCUGCAGAGGCACCGGACGAGUUGGCAUUCCGCAAGAAUGAUAUCCUGACAGUACUGGAGCAGAACCCCAACGGCUUGGAGGGAUGGUGGUUGUGUUCGUUACGUGGAAGACAAGGGAUCGCGCCGGGCAACAGGCUGAGACUCUUGCCAGGAAUGUACGAUCCCACGGGAUUAGGAUAUGCCAGUGAAGGAUGGACUUCGAGUGGCACCUAUCCCGGCCCGGGGAACAGACAUUCGAGACGUAGGAGCUGGCACAUAAACCCCAAUAAGGUUAUCACUCCACAGAAGAUUGGAGAUGUCUAUUUAUAUGAUGUACCAGUUGGUCAUAAAAGUGUGGAACCCAGUGAGACUCCUCACUCAUCAACGUUACCAAAUCGAAGAUUUUUACAACCAAAUAUUGUUGCACAGAAUCUCCAAGGUGGUAGUUAUGAUACUCCUCCAAGCCCAAGAUUAGUAAAGACGCAGGAAGCCUACGAUGAACCUCGGCCUCUCGCUCAGUGUUUUGGAAUACCUCCUCCUCCUGAUAUAUCUGCUCUUGAUGAACAGAGAUCACAUACUUCGGUGUCAUCAGAUUCUUCGACAAUAAGCAGUACUUACAGCAUUCCAAAAAGUCAUGAUUAUGAUGUACCUAGUUCGGAAGAUAGUGGGACUUAUGAUGUUCCAGCACCAUCAAGGCACACCUCUACUACAGAUAGUUUGUCACUUUCUGAUACUUACGAUAUUCCUACGUCAAAACUUAUUUGUGACAUUCCUGCAUCUAAUAGGUCAAGUGGUGUGUCUGUUCUUUCAGCUAGUUCUUCCUCAUUUUUCUCACCAUCUAGUGGACAUUCAAGUUUGAGUCCUUCAUUAUCUUUAUCUAGUUUAUGUGGUUCCAAUAGAUCCAGUCUAGAACAGCAUUCCCAUGAACUCUAUGACAUUCCACCUCCUGAACCAAGACCAAUAGCCAAUCUUAAGGGAUCACCAGCCAAAACAAAUAUUAUUCAAUCUUCAAUUCCAACACUUUCUCAUGUAAGUAUUAAUGAAGUUUAUGACAUUCCUGCUAAUAAUGCUCCAACAGAAUGCUAUGAUGUUCCUCCAGCUCCAAAACUUGCACAGGCUCCAUCAUUGGAAGGUGUAUAUGAUGUGCCACCUCAAGUUACACGGGACACCAGUCCUACACCAGUGGCUCUAGAAGAAAAUUUAGAAAAUAGGCUUACAGUUAGUAAAGAUCCAGGUAUUACAAAAGACAUACAAUCUUUAAAAGGAAAAGAAUUAUUACUAGAUUUGGAUGCAGCUAUGGAAAUAUUAGUAAAAUUACAACAAGAAGUACAAAGUGCCAUAUCAAAGUUAUUUAGCUUCAUUAGUGCUAGCUGGAGGAGGAAAGAUGUAAUGGAUAAUAAAAUUAAUGAUAUUCAAGUAGCUUGUUAUAAAAUUGAUGCCAGUCUAAAAGAAUUUUUAAAUUUUUCACAUGGUGCUUUGGCUAAUUCAACUCAUGCAGCUGAUAAAACUUUAUCUUGUAAAUUGGCAAAUUUACUCAAACCUUUGGUUGACUCAAGCCAAAUAGUUCAAGUAUCAAUUCAAGCUCUAGAUAAUAAAGGUUGGCAAGUUUCAAAAUUUAUAUCAUCUGAUGAUACAAAUAAUCCCGACGAAUUGGACCAAUUAGUUGCCUGUGCUCAGGGUAUAAUUGAAGAUGUACGACCAGUGGCAUCAUUCAUUAGAGGAAAUUCUGUUCUUAUUUUCAAACGUUCACAGCACAUAAAUGAAACAAAGAAACCACCCAUUGCACCAAAACCAACUGACCUCAAAGCAAAAUUGGAAUUUCAGAAAUUAUCUUCAAUGAACAAACUUCAAGAAAGGCCGCUUCCUUUACCACCUCCAAAUAAAAGUCAUUUGUCUGAGAAAAGUUCUUUCCCGUCAAGUGAAGUCAAAGAUGUUGUAAAUGACUAUGAAUAUGUUAAUCUUGAAUCCAAAGACUCUGUUGAAAAAUCAAAUAAGUGUUUAAGGACAGACAGUAAUAAAACAGAUGAGAAAAUCGAGAAUGUAAUUGAACAGUCAGAAAACAUGAAAGAUAAAGUAAUACAACCACCACCAAAGUUGCUCGACACAAAAGAUGUACAGAUGCUGCAAUUUUAUAGUGCUCAAGCAGAAUCUCAUGUUCUGUAUCUUACAAAUGCAAUUGAUGGCUUUCUGUCAGCUAUAGAAAACAACCAACCUCCCAAAGUUUUCAUUGGGCAUAGUAAAUUUGUUGUGAUCAGUGCUCAUAAAUUAGUAUAUAUUGGUGAUACUGUUCAGUGUCAUGUUACAAACCAAACAGUGAAAUCUCAAGUAAUGCAGUGUGCAAAUAAUUUAUGUGAUUCCUUAAAAACAUUGGUAGCUAAUACAAAGAAAGCAGCUUUACAGUUUCCUUCAGUUGCAGCUGUUCAAGAAAUGGUUGACAGUGUUGUAGAUGUUUCCCAUCUUGCUAAUGAUCUCAGAAUGAUCAUUCUUCAGGCAGCAGAACUUUAAUAUUGUCUGUAAAAGUGAUAAUUCUUUUUAUACAUAUUUUCAUGAACUUUCGAAUUUUAUUAAGUAUUUUCAAUUUCAAGAGAGAUCAUUAAUUAACUGGUGCAAUGUAACAAUAAUUAUUAUUAUGUAAAUUUCCUCCCAAAAUUUUCAAAUUGUUUCCUCACAGAGAAUGUGAUAAAUAUUUCAAAAGCUGCCAUAUUAGAAAUAGCAUUUUAUUUACUUUGUUUUAUGUUUUAUUGAGGAGUUGAAUCUUUUAUUUUUAUUAUUUUUUUUUAUAUAUAUAAUAGUUGCCAUUUUCAAAUAGUUGUUAAUACAUUCACCUGUUGAUAGUAUGAAUAGACUUUAUCAAAAUAUCACUAAAUGGGGUUAAAUUGUGAUUUAUUAUUUUUGAGACAGUUUUAUUUGAAAGCGGUAUUCAGAACUACGACAACUGAUUUGCCUGAUUUUUUUUAAGCAAGAAUACCCGAACAAAGCAAUUGUUUUAAAUCAAUUCUCUGUUAUUGCUGUACAAUUUUAAAAAUUUAGAAAUUAAUUUUUAUUCUGGAAAUAUUGGUGUUUUGUUUUAAUAAAACUAGAUUGGGAGUCCUAAUUGCA